ACAGAACUGCUCCUGCACUAGGCACGAGUGAAUGCAUUAGUUAAGACCUGUCUGGUUGCGUUUGUUAGGCGAGUAAAAGAUCAGACUGUUACCACCGAGGUGCUUUUCGUGGUCAGCCGGCCUCGGGGCGGGGCCGCCCAUUCUCGGGCCCCCGGGGGGCGGCAGCUCCCGGCCAGCCCGGGCGGGGCAGAUGGAGGCGAGCCGCAAGAGGAGCCCGAGCACUCAUGCCCGAGCAAAUAGUUACUGUUGCUGGAGGUGUGAUAGCGGGGAUCCUUUUAUUUGUUCUCAUUGGAAUAACUGCGUACUUGCUCUGGAAGAAGCUUUGCCUUAUUUAUUCUUAUGAAGAGCUCCCUAAUCCUGUCAAAACACCACCUGUGAAUGCCAUUUUGCAAGAUCAGUCAUCUUCUGAAAUUCAACCAAAAAGAUCCAAAAGCGUUCCAUUUAUAAUUCCACCAACGCUGCAUGGGCGAGACUGGAUUAACCUGACCAAUGAAGAGCAAAUUCAGGAAGACAAUAACUCCUGCAUGACUCCCCAGUCUGGGCCACGGUCGUCAUUUCAUUCUUUGGCUGGAGCUUACAUUGUAGGGACCAUUAACCCAGAGCUGUACAAGUUUCCUGAAGACAAGAGUGAGACCGACUUUCCUGAAGGCAACGUUGGCCGUCUCUGGUUCUCUAUAGAAUACAAGCAAGCAUCAGAAAGGCUCCUCGUCUCCGUGAUAAAAGCCAGAAACCUGCAGCCUCCCACUGACUCUUGCAGUCCGUUUGUGAAGAUCUACUUGCUGCCUGAUGAAAGACGCUACCUGCAGUCUAAAAUAAAGCGUAAAACCCUUAAUCCACAGUUUGAUGAAAACUUUGUUUUCCAGGUUUCCAGUAAAACAUUGCUUCAGAGGACUCUGAAGUUUCUGGUUUAUCAUGUUGAUAAGCAGAAGCACCACCACCUCCUAGGCCAAGUCAUUUUCCCACUGAAAAAUGAAACCUUAACUGAUGAGAGCAAAGUAGUUGUAUGGAGAGAUCUGGAGAAAGAAAACCUAGAGACUCCCUCAGAGUAUGGCGAUAUCCAGUUCUCCCUCAGCUACAACGACUGCCUGGGUCGUCUUACUGUGGUGGUUCUGAGGGCAAAGGGAUUAAAGCUCCAGGAUGAGAGCCGUGCUGUCAGUGUCUAUGUCAAGGUCUCGUUAAUGAACCAUAAUAAGUUAGUCAGAAGUAAAAAGACAGCAGCUGUUCUGGGAUCUCCCAAUCCAGAGUAUAACGAAUCCUUCAGUUUCAAGGCAAAUAAGACAGAGCUGGAUGCAGCAAGCCUGAGUCUAUCUGUGCUCCAGAACACUGAACAAAAAUCACAUGUGCUGGGGCGUGUUGUAGUUGGGCCAUACAUGUACAGUCGAGGCAAAGAACUAGAACACUGGAACGAAAUGAUCAGCAAGCCUAAGGAGCUGGUUAAACAGUGGCAUGCUCUCUGCUACAGCACUUAAACAGCAUCACUCUAUGGACAAAAAACACACACAAAUGGAGAAGCUCUCACUGUCCUUUAAAACCUGAUGAUAAAGGAUACAAAGUCUUUGAACAGUUAACACUCCUAUGCAGGCAGGAAUAGAAGUAUAUUCUCCAAACACAAUCAGAAGGCUUGGUCCCUGGUAGUCUGGAACAAAACCCCAACCUGUCCUUGUACGUCUUCCCAGAUAUCUCUCUGCUGGAAACAGAGCACGGAUUAAGGUUUGACCUACUAUGGAGAUUCUUACAUGGAAAACUCAGUCAAUUGGUGGAAGCCCUUAGGAUUUACGUUUGUUUUAGUGGUAGUUUCCUGCACUAAUUAAAUUACUGUUCUGCAACAUAAUUUAAAGCAAUUACUUUCUCUCAAAAUAAAUACAAUUCUUCUCUUCCUGACUGUUCACUAGGGUCCUGACCUUCACACCUUUUACACCCUACUGUCAUAAAUCCGAUAGGCUACUGCAGAAAAGCAUUUUGCACAAUUUUGUACAAUUGUGUUCCAGGAGGAGCAUAAUUUCUACAAAGUCAAUUUCCUUUCAAACAAGAUAUUAUGUUAAUUCAAUAUAUAAAAACCUUUCGAUUUCUCAUUGUCUACAGGAAAAUACAAUGAAUGAAAAUUAUACCUGAGAGGAACUGUUAAAAUAGAUUACUCUUCACCUGAUCAACCAUCUGAAACAUAAAUGGGAUUCUCGGGCUGUCUUGCUGCAUCAGUGAAUAUAAGAGUGCAGCUGUUAGAAUUUAAUCGAAUAUUAAAAUACCAUAUCUCCAUCAAAUGAACAUACUGCCCCAAACCUAAAUUUAACUACAAAACCACAGAAAGUUUAUCCAACAUACUGUAUUAAAUUCCAAAAAUAAUGAAAGAAUAUUUAAAUGCACUUACCAGCACACUUCAUGUUUCUCAAGCAAAAUAAACGAAAAAGGUCCAUUUUGACUCUUCCUGCACAGCAGUUACUCCAGUAAUGAAAAAGAUAUGAUUAAAUAAGGUACUACGACGCAGUGCUGUUGUCACACUAAGAUGCAAAGCACAGAAAUCCCUCACCCACAAAACAUGCAGUAAAGAGAUGUAAGACUAUACAAAAUGUGACUCUUCUCCCAGUACUGCCAUUACUACUGAAAAACUUCAGUAUUUCCAAAGCUCUACAAUAAUGCUAUCAUGUACUCAUAGAAAAACAAUCUCUUUCAGUGGCAGUGAGCAGCAAUUUACCUGUUUUACAGCAGAAAUGAAGGAUACACUCUUGUUCUAAAGGGUAUUUUUGUAGAGAAGAAACCCCGCCACUACUCAACUAGAACAUUUAUCUGUACAUCAUACACUAUCAUGACUUCUGUGCUAAUCACAAUUAUUCUUACACUAGUCUUCUAAGUUGAAUGAUUAGUCACCUCUAUUAGUCCCUCCUUCCUCUAAGUGAAGAACUGAGAGGCCAGAUGCAUUUAUUUGGUGACUACCUGCUCCUAACAAAAUGCUCUAAAAACAGCACCUUGAUAUAAGAGAAAGGGAACACAGAGUUACAGACGAUCACGGAUCAGAUGGCUCCUGGGAAGUAGAACUCCAUGCCAGACAGUAGCACAGAAAGACAGUGCAAUGACUUCCCAUCUGGAAUGCAUGCAAGGAAGUCUAAAGUGAAAAACAUAAGACAGUGGGACUUACAAUUUCCAAGAAAGAAUUAUAAAAGCAAAGAUCAGAAGCAAAGCUACAGCACCACAAUAAAUUAAACUGACAUUGAACUACACUGUUACAUUACAUACAUCAGAUUUCACAAAGGAACACUAUUAAAAGAGUCAGAGAGAGACCUGAAAAGAUCAUGAGAAGAGAAUGAGGACUAAGUUAGCCAGCAACACAACCACAAUACAUGGAACUCAGCAGUUAGAUGCACGUAGUUCAGCAAUCCAGAUGGCCCGAAUUACUUCCAAAGUUAUGAAAUCAUCCUAAUGAGGCUGCACAGCAACAGGAUGUUAAACAAUCUUUAGAAUUUCUCUAACAUAAUUGAUGCCUGGUUUUCCUAAGUCUUAUUAAAUUCAAAGAACUCCUGGAAUACCUUAAUUCAUACCAGAUUAAUAUUCAUGUAUACGCCUCAUUUAAACAAAUACAAACACUGAAAUUAUUCUUUCUUUCUGUAUGUUCUCCCCCAGCACUAAGUAACCCAGAAUCUGGAAUCAGGCAGUGCUGCAUGAAGUAUAGAUGGGAUGAGGUACAAAUGGUGAAAAUCUGAACAGUGAGGUAAUACUCAUUGCAACUCAUCUGAAUAAGUUUCAGAAAACUGCAGUUUUAGUCUUAUGAGGUAAGAGUCACACAUUCAGAGAUGGAAUAAAAUAAUGGGGAAUUGUUUUUUAAUAGAAGAUAGCCAGAGAUCAAACCACAAGGGUUUAAGGGGAGGGUGGGCGCUCUCUUUUUAAUCAAGUCUACAUUUUUGAGAACGUAUUUGAGGCUUGUGGAUAGCUGAAAUGUCAUGUAGAGACAUUUACUAACUGAGAACAACACUGGUAAAGGUAUGCAAGAAUGCAAUCUAAUAGAAUAUAGAAAAUAUGAUUUAUACCUUACAGCUUGUCUCAAUAAGAGUCAUAAUAAGAGGCACUUAGUCUCAGUUGGAGGCAUAAUUUACAUCAGAUAGAAUACUGAUCACUAUCUUUCUAUUUGAUCACUUUCAGAGUAAUAGUUAUCAAACUGUUGCUUUAUAAAGUCAGUCAUCAUUUACUAAUCUUUUAACAACAGUGUAUUUUGAUAGUGCCUUCUAAGACCUUAAAAAGAAUCAAUUUAAUUUCUAAAUCUGGUCAAGUUGGGAGAAAGUUGUGUUAAAUUGGCUGUAACCAAUUUUGAAAUUGGCUCAAUGUGACUAUGCAUAUUUCUUUGCUACCUUACAGCUAAAUGCAUUAAAUGUAAUUAUUCAAAAGAACUAUUUUAAAAGAACGCACCAUUUAAAAUUAUUUAAAACCUCUGAGAUUACUGCAACAACUUGUAGCUACACAAGAUCAGAUCCUCAGACAGAUGUUAAAAGAGAAAAUAGCAGCAAACCCACUGAGGCAGAACAGUAGAAAUAUUGCUGUUAAAAGACAGACUCAAACAGAGCAAGCACAAAAACAACAAAUUGUAACUUGGUGAU
Molecule: messenger RNA, 4580 nt
Organism: Lagopus muta (rock ptarmigan)
Lineage: Eukaryota; Metazoa; Chordata; Aves; Galliformes; Phasianidae
Gene: SYT15
Product: synaptotagmin 15
Exons: 8
Coding region: 225-1469 (414 amino acids)
Biological process (GO): regulation of calcium ion-dependent exocytosis; cellular response to calcium ion; regulation of dopamine secretion
Molecular function (GO): syntaxin binding; clathrin binding; calcium ion binding
Source: RefSeq, a predicted model, not a curated record